Pediculus humanus corporis (human body louse) is the source of this 678-nucleotide messenger RNA. RefSeq names its product phosphoinositol 4-phosphate adaptor protein, putative. NCBI's taxonomy places the organism in Eukaryota, Metazoa, Arthropoda, Insecta, Psocodea, Pediculidae. Bases 1 to 678 code for a protein of 225 amino acids. Gene Ontology annotation, cellular component: early endosome; trans-Golgi network; recycling endosome. The record is from RefSeq and is a predicted model, not a curated record. Gene Ontology annotation, biological process: endosome organization; receptor recycling; retrograde transport, endosome to Golgi. The transcript has 3 exons.
AUGGAAGGUGUUCUUUGGAAAUGGACAAAUUACUGGAGCGGUUGGCAGAUGAGAUGGUUUGUAUUGAAAAAUGGAAUAUUAUCUUAUUAUAAAUCACAAGAAGAAGUUGAUCAGGGUUGUAAAGGUUCUUUAAAAGUUUCUGCUUGUGAAAUAAUUGUACAUUCUACAGAUCAUACAAGAUUAGAAAUAUCAAUACCAGGAGAACAACACAUGUAUUUAAAAGCAUCAUCAAAACAAGAAAGACAAAAAUGGCUUGUAGCAUUAGGUAGUAGCAAAGCUUGCAUGACUACAAGAGGUAGAAAAGAACAUUUCGAUAUUGGUAAUGGUGAUUCGUUAAAAUCGAAAAAAUUCGAAUUGAAAUUAUAUUGUGAUUUAUUAAUGCAACAAGUGCAUCAAGUGAAAACUUGUGUCAGUGAUAAAAAUAACAUUGAUGUUAAUUCAUUAAAUGAAGCUACUAACCUCCUUUCAGUUACUUGUGAUACAUUCAUAACAACAUUAGACGAUUGUAUGAAACUCUCAGAUGCUAAUUUUCUUCUAGAACUUUCUCAUCAUCCUCCAACUGAUACUCUUGUUCCAUUAGGUUGUCACCAAAAAGGAAAACCUACAGUACCAAAUAUGAAAAGAAGUAGUUCCUAUGAAUCCCCUCCUGAUUUAAAACCAAACGAAAGAAAGACGUGA